AGUUCUAGGUGUUCCUUUGCAGUUAAGUGACAGAUAUUCAAAGAAACUUAAAGCAGUGUUUUGUGCAGUUAAUGCCGAAAGUGCAAACUAAGACGUGACGUCGGCAUUUUGUCAAAUACAUCUGGGUUGAAAAACAACUCUUCCUCAGAAAAAAAGGUAAGAACUUGAGUUAUGUUCUAUGUUGAACACAGUGCCGUCAAUAGAUUCCAAUAGCUAGUCAAAGUGUACCUACAGUGAACGACCAACUGUUUUCGAUCAUAUAUAUGCAUGUUGUUAUACUUUAUGAUUGUUGUGUUGUUUGGUAGCACCUUUAUAGUGAAGUACGUGUAUCAGGUUACGGACUGGUGUCUGUCAAUAGCGGUGAUCAAUAAGUUCGCAGCCUCACCCAGAAAUAAGGUGCACAAUUCGGGGCAUAACUGCGAAAAAAUCAAGCCUUUCAUGAAUGUCAACCAAGAGUCAAAUUGUGAUUUUUACAUUGCAGACGAAACCAGGUUAGGUUUGAUAACAGAAGGAAAACAAAACAUGGGUAAUUAAGCUGCUACCUGAGGUGUGCGGGUCAAAUUGCGCUGCUGAAAGUCAGAUAGACACUUCUGUCUAGUUGAAAUAGGAAGGAAAUCCUCAUGAAACAUUUUGACCAUUUCUUCAAAGAUUUCACGACAUGAGGAACAAGAUUCACACAGCUCUUAUCACAGUUCACCAUUGUUUUUUCUCACCACAUACCUAGUACUUAUUUUCAAAAGAACGUCGACUGGAAAAUAUACGUGACUGCGCGCAUUUGACAAAUUGGUGGAUAGUGGAAACAGAUAAAAUCUGCCCCGAAAUUUGAGUUUUUCACCUUAAUUCUGGGUGAUGCCACGAAAUUGUUGAUAUGUACUAUAAAUCGUUAUCCACCCGUCCACAAAAGGUAUGUUUCUUAUGAUCUUUGAGAGUCUGAUAAGUUAUCAAGUUGAACAAUCCUAUGUACAUGUAGAUAGUUAUGAUCAAGGAAACUUGAUCAAAACCUCCUUGGUAAGAUUGACACCUAACGACAGUUCAUUGAAAUCCAGGUUAUUGAAUAUUCACAGUGAAACAUUGGGACAAUGGAAGGUUCUUCGUUAAAAGUGAAAAGCGAGGAACUGCUUGUUACAAGUCUUCCCCAAUUAAAAACUGCACCUGUACAGGACACUCUACCACUGAAAGGAAAGGUUCAUAACGUUGGAAGUUCCGAGUCGCUGCACUACGUUAAAGAAGUGUUUUUUCUGCUCUCGCCAAGUUUCACUGUACAGGAAACGUCAACGUCAAAGGGCGUGUAUCAGAUUUCUUUUGUUCCCUCUGAAAAAGCAGCGAACACGUUGAGUGUGUGUAAACAGUGGUGUCGCGCUGUGGAGGUAGGAAAGCCUUACUGGCUGGAAUUGUCCUCAACUCACAUCUCAACAACGGAGAAAAAGUCUCCCGGAAGACUCACAUCUUUACAAGUCUUAGAUGUUGUCAGAGUGUCCCUUGGUUGUUUUCUACACCACGGUACGUAUGUGAGCCACUGGAUGGAGGAAUCACACGAUAGCACGCCGGAUAUUUCACUACACCUUGAGCACGACCUUCAGUCCUUGUCUGUGUGCUUGAAGAACAAUAACAACAUCGAGAAAAUGGCAGUACCUUACUCAGGUUUAGACAGCUUUGUUCUCGUGUGCUCUCGCGAGAGUAGAAACACGACGCUGUUCUUUCCACUCAACAUUGCGCCUCGGUGUUUCGUAUCGAAGUCAACUAGGGCCGCUCAAGAAGACAGGGUCCUAUCUUUCUCCACUUGUCCUCCUGACACCAUCGGUUCGAGCUCAGUGUUAGCCCUUGACGUAGUUGAGAGCUCAACAGACGGGUCUGUUAUAGAGGGCGCUCUUCGCAGGCUGGAAAAGGUUGGCUUUAAAAUCUACUUUUCAUCGACAAGAGUGAUUACAGCGCCCCCUACUGACGGUAACCUAAGUAAAGCCUUCGAUGACUUUUCCGUUACAUAUGCAUGGCGCUGCGCACUUUCCAGGGGGUACAAAGUCUCCGACCGUGCCCUACCGGCUUUUCUGUCCACGUUGGACAUUGCUGCAAGGAAAGACCCGAUAGCGACCGCUUCUGCACUACAUCAAGUGGCAGAUGUAUGGCUUGAUGGGGACUGUUUUUGCGACUUGCAAGCGGCGUUUCAGACAGAGUUGAAAAACGCAUCUACCAUCGAUCAAAACCACACUGAAGACCUCCCCGACCACUACGUCUACGCGAGAAAGGUGGUGGUCACGCCUACUCAAAUGUUGUUUCUCAAGCCCGAGCCUAUCGUCGAGAACAGGGUGGUCCGAGAAUACGGCGUCGACAACUUCAUCCGCGUGGCUUUCCGAGACGAGGACUUCAGCAAGCUUGCCGUUACAAACCCCAACCCCAUCAGGUGCGUGACGUCACGGGUGAAGGAUGUCCUAGAGAAAGGAAUCAGGAUUGGAGAACGACACUUCAAGUAUCUUGGAUCUUCCAACAGCCAGAUGAGGGAGCACGGCUGUUGGAUGUAUGCGGCAGUGGACAAGACAACGACGUCGACGUCGGACAUCCGCGGGUGGAUGGGCGACCUGUCGCACGAGCGCUGCGUGGCGACGUACGUCUCACGACUGGGUCAGUUCUUCUCCUCCUCUUGGAACGCCGUCAGCGUCAGCGUCGAGGAUCGGAGCGUCGAACUGAUCGCCGACGUUGAGACAAGUUCAGGGACGCACACCUUCUCUGACGGCAUCGGGAAAAUCUCCGUCCCACUUGCCAAGAAGGUCGCGGCAGCUCUGGGUGUUUCCCCAGUCCCUUCUGCCUUCCAAAUCCGGUACGCCGGCUGUAAAGGUGUGCUGGCCCAAGACCCUACCCUGGGGAACACCGACAGGAUCCAAAUCCGCGGCAGCAUGAAAAAGUUCGAGUCAGAACACAAAACUCUGGAAGUCACCUCAGUCACUACUCCAGGAGUCCUGAGUUUGAACAGACAGGCCAUCACGUUGCUGUCUGGUCUCAACGUGCCUGACAUGGAGUUCUUGAAGCUACAAGAACGUGUUCUCAACCAGCUGGCGGAAAUGCUGAUCCUAGAUGAGGCGGCUGUGAAGGCACUGUCGGGCGCCCGGGUCGGCAUGGACAUCCGAGCUCUCCAUGACAGCGGAAUCUCGCUGACUACUGAGCCGUUCUUCCGGUCGAUGUUGUUGGCUGUUUACCGGAACCGAAUGGGAGAACUUCUCCGGCGAACGAGGAUAGAGAUACCUGCUGGAGAGGGACGAAUCAUGAUGGGGACAAUGGACGAGACUGGAAAGUUACAGUACGGACAGGUUUUCAUCCAGUACUCAAGGGAAGUAGAUAAACCACAGGCUGACAAAGUCGUCCACCAAGGUCAGGUCACCGUCACCAAAAAUCCCUGUUUCCACCCCGGGGACAUGCGCAAGUUCACUGCCGUGGACGUGCCGGAGCUCCGACACAUGGUGGACUGCAUCGUCUUCCCGUCGCGAGGACCCCGCCCCCACCCCGAUGAGAUGUCCGGGUCGGACCUGGACGGCGACAUGUACUUCGUGACGUGGAGAGAGGGUCUCAUCCUACCGCGAGAGAACAGACCAGCCAUGGACUUCACUGCGCAACCGAAGCGAGUUCUCCACCGCCCCGUCCAAGAAUCAGACAUGAUAGAGUUCUUCGCGGAGUACAUCGGAAGCAAUCAGCUCGGCCUAAUUGCCAACGCCCAUCUCGUUCACGCAGACAAGGAGGAUCAAGGCAUCUUCUCCCAGAAGUGUAUCGACCUAGCCCAGCUCCACUCAGAUGCAGUAGACGCGCCGAAGACUGGUCAGUGUCCGGAAUUGAAGGGAGAUCUCAGACCCGAAGUGUAUCCAGACUUCAUGAUGAAAUCGGACAAGCCACAGUAUCGGUCUGAGAGGAUUAUAGGGAGGCUGUUUCGAAAGUGUCAGGAACUGGACAGUGCUAACCAACGUUCCGGCACUGACGAUAUCGUGUACCAUACUAGUGGCAUAGACCACGACUUAGUCCGCGAGGGUUUCGAUUCCUAUAUCGAAGAUGCACAGACGCAACUCAACAUCUACAACAACAUGAUGAUGUCCAUCAUGUCUCUGUAUGGCAUAACCAGUGAGGGUGAAGUGGUGUCAGGUUGCAUUCUGAAAGUCAAACAGCGACUGGGUCUCCUGAAGAACGAACGUUUCGAGGUCACCGAAUACGUCAGGGCGAGGUUCAAGACACUCUGGAGGAAGACUCGUGCCGAGUUCUUCAAGCAGUUCGACGUGGAAGAGUUAUCAGAAGAGAGACGUAAGGAAGAACAACUGAAGAGGGCCUCAGCUUGGUACAUGGUGACCUAUUCUGAUGCCUAUGACGAAAAGCCUCACGAUCCCUCGCCCAAACUUCUCAGCUUUCCCUGGGUGGUAUAUGACGUCCUGGCGAGUUUGAAGAAGAUUGCACGUGGAAGAGGUUUGGAACCAGGACAAGCUUCAGAAGAAGAUACAAACAAGGCCCUGAUCUCGAUAUCCAAGAGCCUACGGGGACACUUGGAUCUACAGCUUACACGAAUCACUGGGGCUCAGACGAGACAAACGGAGCUUUUUCGAAAGAUACAGAAGGCUGUUGAAGGAGUGGUGGGCGGUGUCAAGCUCGUGCUCAUAGGCCCUGGUCUGACGGGGAUUUGUGAUGACGACUCAACAGUUGAGAUCUUUGUCUCUGAAGACAGGGGAGUAGACAGUAAUCUCAGCUCUGAUGGCCGACAAAUACUACCGUUAAUCUGCAGCGCCAUAAAGACUAGUGUCAAGGAAGCAACGCAUGUGAAAGCGGGAAAGGGGUUCACGCUUUUGUUCAAAGAAGACUCAGGAGCGAAGGCGACAGUGAGCCUCACAUCCUCGCUACACGACCUUAGGAGGUCGGCAUACAUCAAACUCCACACAGCCCGACGCCCGGACCUACUGGCGGUGUUGCACGUUUUGAUGGACUGGUCCCGAAAGUUUCACAUCUGCGGAAGGGGUAGAGAUGACGUCAUUCCGGAAGAGAUUCUCACUCUGUUGUUUCUGGGCUUCGCAGAAACCCACGACUUCAUCGCGAAGCUCCGAGAUCCCGACAUCCAGACCGAGUGUGAGGCGAUCGUCAGAGGCAAACAGUCAAAAACACCAGCGAGUAUCCAAAGCUUAGAUGAUGGAGUUGUGCUACUGAAGUUCUUUGAGCAUUUCAGCUCCAUCUCAAAGAGAGAGUUGCUGAUGGUGCCGGAUCCGUCGAUGAAGGAACAUCGACGGCCGUUGGUUGAUCACAUCUCCCGAGACAAAGAGAAGAAGCUGCGAGACAACAUGCUGCACGCCUAUCACCAUGUUGCACAGGCUAUCGGGGUGUUCGGCCUCCUCGGCAGGCAGAUGACAGCACCGGGGCACCUGGUUCUCAACUUGUGUCGAGAAAGUCUCGGUUUUGUUCUGCAUGCGGAAGACUUUAACGCUACUCGCCUGUCGGAUUUGACCGGAGCCCAGGUCGCCAUCAGGCGCCGCAUGUUCCGUGACGUCAUCGGCUUCAUCCUAGAGGCGUGGGGCGAUCAGGACGCUCUCAGGCGGGUGGAGGAAGAAGUCAAACAGUUGGAGGUAAGAUCAAAGCACCCUGUGCCUUUGGCUGUCGGGAGACAGCCGUCCGUUCAAGAGGGCCGUUGUAUUGUGUUCGAAGGCUUCAAAUCGAAACAGGAUAAUAUCCAACUCAGGUCGUACGACGGACAAAGAAAUCCUGAACAUGAUGACAAGACGCUAGAAUCCCCUUACCUGCUGGACGGUCCUCAGAUCACUACACAGACGGGGGACGGUGCCGACUUCGAGCUGUUCCUUCAAAUGUUACGGCGGCAAGGUCAGUGUAUAAGUGAUGAAUACGAUGAAGCAAAACACGGCCAACUUAGGGCGACCUUUCGUUACGGCAACGUCUACGUGUACAACACGUCGCACUUGCCGAAAACGAUGACCGUAGAACAAUUCGAACAGGAUGUAGAGCACGGGCACCUGGCUAUUGAUGCUUACCUUAGCAGAGUGCGUGGUAAGAGGAGGGGCCGACGGCGUGGUAAUGCCUCGACACCGUCUGUAGAUCCCCACAUGCAGCACUCUUUCAUCCCGUGUACGGCUACCGAGAACGUCCUGCCGAAAUUCCUGGAAACCUUCAACUUUGAAGAGUUUUCCUGCACAGAGAAGUACAACGUGUCCUUCAAGCUAGACAGAGGUACCAAAGGAGCCCUCAUUUUAGACAAGGCUUUCAACUUUGUUGAACUCCGCUUACCUGACGUGACGUGGAUGGCUCUGGACCUCAAGCGACGUCCACGCGAUCCGACGAGCGACGACCAUCCGUCCGGGACUGACAUUCGCCUCAAAAUUCAGUCGCGGCGCGCUCUGAGGGGAGAGAGUGUGGAGAAGAACGAAACGUACAAGAAGUUCUUGGACCCAGAUGUCAAAGUGUUGGUACAGGUGCACAGCUAUGACUUUCAAUGUCGUGAUGGGGUAACGACUCUCCAGAUCCACCCUCACUACCAGGGUAAUGUCCCCUUUGUCCGGAGAAGGGUCAUCCGACGGUUCCGGGCAGCUGACGAUGUCCAGCACAGCCGCUUUCGGACAGAUGUGGAGGUGCGUCUAACCGAAGUGUGGGAGUACUCCCGACCUGACGACAGCGGACGGUUCACCCGAGUCAUCCCCGGGCGGCAGGAGGUCACAGUCAUCCCGCCUCUGCCCGACUGGACCGGGCCCGGGGACGUCGAGGCCUUCGCACGGGAAUACUGGCACUUUUGCCUUGAACUUGGCGACACCUUAUAUAGAUAAUAAUUUGUUGCAAAUUUUUGCCCGAGGGCUAAUUACAGUUAACAUGAAGGGGACAAACAGUGUAGAACAGUAUAGAAUAUGUCAACUCUAGUCUAAAAGCUAACUCUGAAUUGUAACUUGUUGGGUUUGACUUUUUCUGAGACAGUACGACCCUAUACCUUCGCCAACUAAUAAUGCAAAACUAUGGAAAGAAUUAUCUAAUUUGCAUACAACGUUACCUUUAAUGUUCAAUUCCACUUCAUUUGCGUAUGUCGCAAAUACGAAGUUCCUAUCAAUUAGGAACUGUACCCUAAUUUGCAUAUGUCACAAGUUUGAAGUCCGUGUGAAUCAAGCACCAACUAUUUGCAUUGCAGCAUAUUGCACAGUGUCUAUAUUAAAGUAGUGACUUUUGCUAUGUGUAUGAAUACCCAGUCUAUUCAUUAAGACAUAACAUAUUAUCUGUCAUCAUGCAUUUGCACUGGCAUCCCGACCAAGCUCCAAAGUCACAAAUUUUUCCCGGUGUUUUCACGGCGUCUAUUUAUCGCCGG
This is a messenger RNA of Branchiostoma floridae (Florida lancelet), 7309 nucleotides long. RefSeq lists its product as uncharacterized. The record is from RefSeq and is a predicted model, not a curated record. Bases 1080 to 6782 code for a protein of 1900 amino acids. Gene Ontology annotation, molecular function: RNA-directed RNA polymerase activity. Gene Ontology annotation, cellular component: nuclear RNA-directed RNA polymerase complex. NCBI's taxonomy places the organism in Eukaryota, Metazoa, Chordata, Leptocardii, Amphioxiformes, Branchiostomatidae. Gene Ontology annotation, biological process: siRNA processing. The transcript has 7 exons.